ACAGUGUGAUGUACCAGCGAUGAUGAGCGUGGCGAUGCUGCUGCUAGCGUUGGCGUGCUCGGUCAUCGAAGCAGCGCCUGCGCCCCUCUACGAAAAUCCAGAGGAGGUAGUGAUACCGCAGAAGCGAGCGGCAUUAGUGUUGGACCGAAUUCUGAUCGCGCUCCAGAAGGCCCUACACGAAUCUCCGACAGAAUCCCACGACGGUCCGCACGCCGCGCCGCUGCGCGUGUCUUCCUACCUCGACUCCGACAUGAGCGCCCUCCAGCGGCGAGGGCAGGCGGGCGCCUCCGGCCGCGGCCGGGUCCUACGAUGUUACUUCAACGCAGUCACAUGCUUCUAACUAUGUAAUAUCAUCAAUACCCAAAUUCUAUAAUAUCAUUUACUCUAGCUAAUUGCCUUUAUUUCUCUAACUUAAAACUAUUUGAUACGAUUUUCUCAAUCCCUUAAUGUAAGAUUGUAACUUAAAUAAAUUAUGUUUUCUUGUUAUUCAUAAUGUGGUUUACAAUUAUGUAAUAAACGUUAUUGCCUG
Molecule: messenger RNA, 529 nt
Organism: Cydia fagiglandana
Lineage: Eukaryota; Metazoa; Arthropoda; Insecta; Lepidoptera; Tortricidae
Exons: 3
Coding region: 20-340 (106 amino acids)
Source: RefSeq, a predicted model, not a curated record